AUGAUAAAAGGAGAGUCCUUUGCCAUAGAAGUUUUAGCUAAAAAGUUAUAUCAACGUACCAUGGACUAUAACAAUUACAUUGCUCAAGUUGGUUCUCAGCAGUUGUGCGAAGCCUUGUCAACCAAUGGUUCCUCAACAGCAAUACCUCCGUUAUCCGUGGACAGCAAGACUAUCCCGCAGGUGAAGAUCACGAAUCUCUUUGAAGGCAACCAACACAAUAAUUUGAUUCCACCCCCAGUGAUAGGUGAUCACCACUAUGAUUUUGCUUUCAACUACGACCCAGACAUAUUUACCAACUUGAACCAGUACGGGAACACUCUUCCUCCUAUAUCUGGAAUUGUUGAUGAUGUUGGACUAGAUCUAACAGGCUUUCCUAGCCAGUCCUUGGGCUUUGAACAGCCUGUGAAUGUAUCAUAUACGCACGAGACUUUCCAAACAGCUAAUUCUAGCUUAGAAGAGAGCAGCAGCAAGAGCAACCUGGAGUACCCAACCGCACUGCCAACUGCUCCCCCGUCUCCUGAACUUUACGUCGAAGCACGAAUAUUCGAAUGGCCCUACGACGAAACUACCUACAAAAGCGAUAACAGAAUUAGAAUACCUUGGAAAGUGCUCGAUGCUGAAAAGACCAGCAGAGCCGUCCGAGCAACUGUAAGAAAAGAGUUUGAUAUGCAAGACAAGUUCUUCGAUGGACUGCUUGACAAGGAUAAGUUUCGUAUCGUUUCAGAGAAGCGGAAACGGAGCCACUCCUCUGCUCAGGAGCACGUUUGGCAGCCAAGAUCCGUUUUCAAAUCAUUCACCAAUAUAAGUUUGAAUCUCGACAGUACAGACUAUCAUAAUUACAUCCCCAUGGAAUCCUGUUUCGGAAAGGUGAACAUGAGGGUCCUAAAUGCUUGGCCACGGUCCACGAAGAAAGAAAAGACCCAGCCGAUAAAGAAAGAGAAGGUCCUUUCGACAAAGAUAGAGAAACCCCGUUCGAACAAGAGAGGAAAAAAAAGUUGGUGA
Molecule: messenger RNA, 1002 nt
Organism: Scheffersomyces stipitis CBS 6054
Lineage: Eukaryota; Fungi; Ascomycota; Pichiomycetes; Serinales; Debaryomycetaceae
Gene: FGR12
Product: Fgr12p
Exons: 1
Coding region: 1-1002 (333 amino acids)
Source: RefSeq, a predicted model, not a curated record